Molecule: messenger RNA, 1662 nt
Organism: Marasmius oreades (fairy-ring Marasmius)
Lineage: Eukaryota; Fungi; Basidiomycota; Agaricomycetes; Agaricales; Marasmiaceae
Exons: 3
Coding region: 1-1662 (553 amino acids)
Molecular function (GO): protein binding
Source: RefSeq, a predicted model, not a curated record
AUGUCUAAACAUCGUUUAUCUCCAGCUCCUCUUCCCCCGGCAAAGCGCUUGCAUAACCUCUCAGAAUGCAGUAAACAUAGCCGAAUCAGACUCACGUUCGACAAUGCUCUUUAUGAUGAACUAGUCUUCUGUAUCUUUUCACAUUUGUCAUGGAUAGACUUGUGUGCAGCUCAAGCAACUAACAAAAACUGGGCUAGACUUGCGACGGACAAUGCGCUUUGGAAAGCCCAAUUCUUGAAAGUUUUUGGCUCAAGACUGCGGGGAGCAAGGGGUUUCAGGUCAGACGGUCGAGAAGUCAAGUCACUUCCAACGAGAGCCAAAACGCAAGAUAACAAGGUCGAAGAAUAUAAAGAUUGGAAAUGGAUGUUUCGUGUAAGCUCCAACUGGCGAAAAGGCCGCUGUUCGACAGAAGGGGUUUCUCUUCUACAUCAUACUCCCAUAGAACAGUCCUACCAAACACACGUUCUAGUUUGUGGCUCUACAACUAUAAUCGCCCCGACCUUCGAAUGCGUUUCGCCCGCGAUAUAUCUUAUCGAACCAGAAUUCAAGUUGUGUUGUCGCUCAACUUACGAGAAUACACAAGCCAGUAUCACAGCACUGGCUUUAGACCAGUCUACCGCCACAAACGAACAAACGCGACUAGCCUGCUUCAUCUCCACAGGGGAGUUCUCCGUGUAUUCCAUCGACCAUAUCAAUCCUUCUACUUCCAGUCGCAAGUCGACGUACACACCGCAUCGUAGAACGUCUAGAGUUACACCAAUAUUACAGGCGGUGUAUCACCACCCCCUUCUCAUCACGCUCUCCGAGGCUUUUUGUCUUUGCAUCUACGAUCUGUCGUCUGACAGGGUCACCUUGACGCAAACUCUGUCGUCCUACACGUCUUUCCCUCCUUCAUCCCUAGUUCUAUCAACACCGUCGCCUCAAACGUACAAAUUGAUCUUGAUUUAUGCUUUACCGGUCUAUCCUGCUCAUUGGUCUGUCGCAGCGACAGAGCUCAUGAUAGCAGGCCCGCAUUCAUCGCCAUCCCCGAAUGUGACCAUCGCCUCUAGCUCCUCUUAUCUUGUUUCGAAUGAACCGUCUCCACUGACCAUCCUAUCGACGAGGACGGCCAGAGCUCUUGACGUCCCGCAAGGCUGGGUGGAUGACCGAAAACUUCGUUACUUGCGUGAACAAUGGGGUCGGAAGGUCACCCGGAUAGCAGAUACUCAGUCGGACGGGAAAUGGGUAGUCCUCGCCCCAGGUGACUCGUUUUUUGAGCAAGCAACACCUACCGUUCCUGCAUCUUCAUCAGGCGCAGCGUCUCUGCAUACUUCGUCUUCGUUAUAUUCCCCGACAACCUUGCAGCUUUACCGUUUAUCUCUUCCGGUACCUUCGUCGGUAUCCAGCUCCCCUCCCAAGCUGACAUUCGUUCGGUCGUUGAAUGGUCAAUUAGGUCCCAUAUCGUCGUUGGCAUUGGCUGACGGUCGAUGCGUCAGUUUCGGCUUGAACGGUAGCAUCUGGGUUUGGGAUUUAGAGGCUGGUAGUGGCAGCGAGGUUGCGAGCCCUCAACCCGGACUCACAUACAGUGACAUUGGCUUGUGGCAGAGUAGAGUAACUUUUGACGAGAGAAGAAUCAUAACCACUACUGGCCGGAAGAUCGAAACCCGGACGUUCGAUAUCUAA